Penicillium verrucosum is the source of this 975-nucleotide messenger RNA. RefSeq lists its product as uncharacterized. The transcript has a single exon. The record is from RefSeq and is a predicted model, not a curated record. Bases 1 to 975 code for a protein of 324 amino acids. NCBI's taxonomy places the organism in Eukaryota, Fungi, Ascomycota, Eurotiomycetes, Eurotiales, Aspergillaceae.
AUGUCGUGUCUGUCGCCAGAUGCCACAACCACAAUAACCUCCCGACCAAAACUCACCCUCCAAACCACCGCUCUCCCUCGCACAUUCGGCACUUCAACCACCGGUCUAUCCUUUUCCUUCGCAGCAGCACCAACUUCAUCCCCCACUAUUCGAAAUACCUUCAAGAAUGCCUACGAAGUCGCAUCCCCAUCAUCCGCAACUUCCCCCACCAGAUCUACCCGCUACAACAGACCAACCUCCCCCUUCAUCCUCCACGCAAACAAUAAUCUUUUCAACCACCGAAGCCCAUAUCAACUCCCCAUCGGAGUGCGCAGCAUUCUACGGAACUCCCCACUAGAACCCUCAACGCGCCGACGAUCAGGCUCCAUAUCAGCGGGCGGCAAUGGCCCCAACGGCGCAGCCUCUCGUCGUGUCUUUUUCCCAGCAAAGAAACAAGUCAGCUACCGGUACCCACUAGAAGAAGAGAUCCGCACAGAACGCUACACGGCGCAACAUCUCGACCUCGUGAUGGAGGAGGCAGUGCAAGCCGAGGCAGACACCAACCAAUCCCCAUCUGAGACACGUCCCGCCCCCUUCCAGAACAUCGAAGGCGAAAAAGAGAAUUCCGAUUCUAGCCCCUCGUUAUCGGAAACAAGUACCUCGGAUGAUACCAGUGCCGAUGAAGGUGUGCGCGGGUCCUCGCUCUCAAAAAUGGAACGCAAAAAACGCCGCUCCGUGCAGGUAGAGCGACAGGUUCGCGCCGUGGCUCUGCUAGAUGGCUUUGAGGCUGAUGGAUCCUCUACGCCGCAGACUCCUCGGCAGGGUCGGGCUAAGCGUCGCAGGGAAUGGAAAUGGACUCUUGGGCCUGUCGAUCUUAGGCCUGUCGAUAAGGCCUUGAACAGUGGAUCCGAGAAUGUCUCACUGUUGCACGCGGCACAAGUUAAUCCUGGAUCCAAGUCUCUCCGAGUAUCCACCGACUUUGCGCCCGGUCAUUAA